GCGUCAGCUUCCGGGAAAGGCCGCGAUGCCUGUGAUCUAUGCGCUCGUGGCGCGGGCCCAGAACGUCUUGGCCGAGUGCACGGAAGGGACGGGCAACUUUAUCACGUACUCGCGGGCGAUCCUUCGGGACGUCGACGACCACAAGUACCCGCCCGAGACGCGCAACUCGGUCGCGGUCGACGGCCAUGUCUUCUACUACUACCUCAGCGAGAGCCUCAUUUACGUCUGCAUGUGCGACGAGCGCUUCCAGAGCAGCGUCGCGUAUGCGCUUUUGACGGAAAUCAAGCACGAGUUCUUAUCCACGUAUGGCAACAAGGGCAAGACCGCCAACGCGUACGCGAUGAAGGGCUUUGAGUCGCACUUGAAAGGGCUCAUGACCAAGUAUGACAACGUCAAGAUCGAUACCAAGCUCACUCAGGUGCGCGACCAAGUCAAGCACGUCAAGAAUCAAAUGCUCGACAAUCUGCACCAGAUCAUGGCGCGCGGCGACAAGCUCGAGGUCCUCGUGAGCAAGACAGAGAAGCUCCAGCAAGACGCGCUUGCGUACGAGGGCGAGGUCAAAGCGUUGCAUCGACUCUUUUGGCUCAAGAACCUCAAGGCAACGCUCAUGCUAAUCUUCCUUGUCGCGAUCCUCAUGUGGCUCGUGUCGUCGUGGAUAUGCGGCUUUGACUUUUCCAAGUGCAGCAGCGCCAACAUUGAAAAGCAGUUCGACACGCAGGCAGCCAAGAUCAACCUGCCCUUUACCAGUGCCCCUGCUACCAGUGCCCCUGCUACCAGUGCCCCAGCUGCCAGUGCCUCGUAG
Messenger RNA from Saprolegnia parasitica CBS 223.65, 802 nucleotides. RefSeq lists its product as hypothetical. Lineage: Eukaryota; Oomycota; Saprolegniomycetes; Saprolegniales; Saprolegniaceae. The coding region runs from base 26 to 802 and encodes 258 amino acids. Gene Ontology annotation, biological process: vesicle-mediated transport. Gene Ontology annotation, cellular component: membrane. The transcript has 3 exons. The record is from RefSeq and is a predicted model, not a curated record.